GUAGCUGAUCUUGACAGGAAACAGGUGAGCAUGUAGCCUAGCAUUAACCUUCCACCGUGCUUCUGUUUGCAGUGCUCAAGACUGCUAGGUCAUAUACUUAAGUUUAUAUAAUCUGAGUACAACUGUAAGUGGAGUGCUCUUAAGUUUAAAUCUCGGGUUUUAUUCAUAAAUUUUUGAGAUUUUUUGUGGUUUGCACUUAAAAUACCAUGUACCAAGGAGUUUACCUGCCAAUUUAUUACAGUAUGCUGGAGAAUGGAUGGGACACGUAGCAGCUGGAAAUCCCAUUUUUCCAAUCAAUCCAUGCCUAACGCUGGAAAUUGGUGAAAAUGAUGCUGAUAAGGUGAAACUAGGCUUCAAAACUGGCGAAGGUAAGGCCGUCAUCGAAGGGGAAGUAGUCAGCUCCUCAGGAGGAGAUUUCAAAACCGUUUUUGGCGGAAAAAAACUGUUAUAUAAAGUCUUGGCCACAGAUUAUAAAACUCAUGCAGUCAUAUAUAUGUGCGACGAAGAUACUGGAAAUGGCAAUAUUGCAGUUCAUAUGAGGUCUAGGACGCCUGAUGCUACACUAUUGGAAGAAAAGUUGGCUGCUGCACAGAAAUUGCUGUCCAAACCUCUCAGCCCGCGAACAGAGUCGGAUCACAGCAAGUGCUAAGAUUCGUUUUAGUAUAGUAGUAAUAGUAGCAGUAGUAGUAUUAGUAAGGAAAUCGAAGAAAUAUAAAAUCAAAUAAAUGCCUUCCUCAUAUUUAUUGUUUGAUUUAUUUAGCGGUAGCACUAAUCUUAUCUACAAUACGUAUUUCAUACUGCCUUUAUAUUCCGAUUUCCAAAAUAGACAGUCAUGAACUUUAAA
Molecule: messenger RNA, 844 nt
Organism: Acanthoscelides obtectus
Lineage: Eukaryota; Metazoa; Arthropoda; Insecta; Coleoptera; Chrysomelidae
Source: the annotation of a GenBank genome assembly